Molecule: messenger RNA, 5100 nt
Organism: Atta colombica
Lineage: Eukaryota; Metazoa; Arthropoda; Insecta; Hymenoptera; Formicidae
Product: diacylglycerol kinase eta
Exons: 23
Coding region: 237-4709 (1490 amino acids)
Biological process (GO): lipid phosphorylation; diacylglycerol metabolic process; intracellular signal transduction
Molecular function (GO): protein binding; ATP-dependent diacylglycerol kinase activity
Source: RefSeq, a predicted model, not a curated record
GGUAUACGGCGCGCGACGCCGAACGUCGCCGGCGCCGGCGGUGCGUUGCCACUCUCAGAGUAGUGUCGCGCGUAGCAGCAGCAGCAACUCCGCCGGGCAGUCCGUCCGGCUGGCCGGUCGGCCUCGUCGCGAUCCGGUUAUCACCCCUGUCGCCACGCGCCGCAGGCUCUCGGAAAGAACCCCACGUGAUCACUCCUCUAAGGUCUUUGGUUCUCUGUAGUGAAAGAGAAGAAGACAUGGAGGAGUGGUUAGUACCAAGAACAGCGUCGGAGAAUCAUCCUCAAGGUGAUUCUGGGACUGCAGAGAUACUGGGAGGUAAUCAUCAAUUUUACGCAACUAAUCACGCUAGACCUACAUAUUGCAAUGUCUGCAGAGAUGCUCUGCCUGGUGUUACUUCCCAUGGUUUGAGUUGUGAAACUUGUAAAUACAAGGUGCACAAAAGAUGUGCUGCAAAAGCAAUAAAUAAUUGCAAGUGGACAACUUUGGCAUCCAUUGGAAAAGAUAUUAUUGAGGACCAAGAUGGGAACAUCACAAUGCCACAUCAGUGGAUGGAGGGAAAUUUGCCAGUGUCCUCAAAAUGCUUCGUCUGCGAAAAGACAUGUGGUUCUGUACUUAGGCUUCAAGACUGGAGAUGUGUGUGGUGCAAAGCAACUGUACAUACAGCAUGCAGACCUGCCAUGAGUAUCAAGUGUCCAUUAGGACCAUGUAAACUCAGUAUAGUGCCUCCUACGGCUUUGCAUAAUAUAGGUAGCGACGAAGCUUGGGAAGCAGUUAGACCUACGGGAUGCAGUCCACUUUUAGUAUUUGUAAACAGUAAAUCUGGUGACAAUCAAGGUAUUAAGUUUCUAAGAAGAUUUAAACAAUUACUUAAUCCCGCACAAGUGUUCGACCUUAUAAAAGGAGGACCAGGUCCAGGAUUACGACUGUUCCGGCAUUUUGAUCCCUUUCGGAUUUUAGUAUGUAGUGGUGAUGGCUCUGUAGGAUGGGUUCUUUCAGAAAUCGAUCGACUUGGAAUGCACGCGAGGCAAUGCCAAAUUGGAGUACUACCUUUAGGAACAGGAAAUGAUUUAGCGCGCGUAUUAGGGUGGGGUUCGUCAUGUGACGAUGACGCACAUUUACCUCAAUUAAUGGAGAAAUAUGAAAAAGCGGGUACAAAAAUGCUAGAUCGGUGGAGUAUUAUGACAUUCGAACGCAACAUAUCUCUAUCAUGUCACAAAGUAAUUCAGCCGGACCCGACUGAAAAAUCGAGCAUAGCUCAUCAGUAUGAAGACAGCGUUCUUGCUCAUUUAACAAAUAUUUUGCAAUCUGAUCAGGAAAGUGUAGUUUUAUCUAGUGCCAAAGUUUUAUGUACAACAGUAAAAGAUUUUGAAACAUAUAUAUUAGAAGCCAGUCUAAAUACAGGGGACCAACAAUUGGGAGAAAAAUGUACAAUACUUCAACAAAAACUUGACCUAUUGUUGCAAACAUUAUCAAAAGAAGAAAGCUAUUUCUCCGAUAAUACGGAAGACAUUGACAUUGGCACUUUAAAAACUGAUACUUUUAGCAGCAUCCAAGAGAAAGGUGUUUUAGAAAAGCCAGAAAAAGAAAUGACGAAUUUAAAAAAAAUUAAAAGAACAUGUUAUAUGGAGAAAGAUAUUGUAAUGUCCAGAGUAAAUAGCUUGAAAAAGGCUGUCAGAAAAUUAGUGGAACAUGCGGAAACACCUGUCGACGAGCAGAACAAUUCUUCGGACGAGAAACAAAACAGUAAGAUGUCAAAUAUCGCAAAAGUAUUCGAUAGUUCUCCAAAUACUAUGACAAAUCAGGCUAUAUGUCUACCAAUUGUAGAAUCCAACAUAGAGAUCUUUUGCCCAAGUCCUACUCCUAAUGUGGCAUCCCUGAGCCCAAUGCCGGAUUUAAGGAGAGAUUCGCAACCUGAAGAAUUAUUGACACUUCCUGCACCCGAUAGUUUUGCCGACAGUAGACGAAACAGCGAAAACAUACCACAAGGAGUUCUCAAUUUUGACAUGCCCGCAGGGCAAACUGUCAGCGGUCAAGAAAUUCAAGCAGCUAUUAAUGAUAAUUUUUUAUUGUCCGAACCGACACAAAUAGAAGCUUCCUCUGACGUUCCAAUAACUGUGACAAAAAUUACUUUAGACACAAGUACACCAUCAGAUGAUGCGACUACAGUCGUAUCUCUUGACAUGGAUUCGUUUCAUUCUAAAAACAUUUCGCCAGAACACGUGCAAAAACCCGCGAUUGUCAAAUUAGAAACUAGAAGUAGCUGUACCAAUAGUACAGAUAGCAUGGUUUCCGAAACUUUUGAUUCCAGGAGUUACACUGUGCGAAAUAGCACAUUGAGUGAAGUCGAACAUAAAGACAGCGAUAUAUUUGAUUCUAUGAGAAAAUGGGAAAACGCGGAGAUAGGGCACUACGACUCGCCGGAUAAUUCCGAUAUGCUUUCCAGUGAAAUUCAACACUCGGAAAGCGGUUUGGAAGAUUUGAGCUCCCUCAGACAGGAUGUUAUUAUGGGUGAUGUGAUAAUGGGGUAUGAUUCUGUCAGUGAAGGCUUAGAAUUCGAGGAAUCGCAUAGAUAUUGCGGCUUAGCCCAAUUCAGCGAAGGGAAUGACAUUGGAAGAUACUCAUUUAAAAAAGGCAGAAAAAAUAUAAAGACGGAUAAAGAGGGAAUGCUAAGUAAAUAUAAAACGGAGGGUUUAACAACAUGCGUCCGUGUCUCAGGAAUUAAGUCGCCGCAAUCUGUGGAGGCAAACGUUGUACUUGAGACUACAUUUGAAACCAUUGAAAAGGAAAAAACUUCCGAUUUGUUGAGACCAGUAUGCUGUUUUCCCGUUCCGGACAAUACCAACGAAAAGUGUUCUACAAAUUUUCCGCCACAGAUUAGUGUUAUCGUUGAUCCACCAAGUCCAUCGUUGUCAAUUGAGAGUCAUCACAAAUUUAAUUUAGAUUACAAAUUGGAUCCACAUGAUAAGCAAUACAGUGGCAAUAGUAUGGAAAGACUAAGCGUGGAGUUACCUAACUCAGGCUUCUCUCCACAAGCUACACGUCGCAUAAGCAGCGGAAGUUUGUUAAAGGCAUCAGAAGUUGUGUCGUUGAUGGCAACUACCGCUCGUUUAGGUGGCUCGAGCAUGAGCUUGCGCCACGAAAGAGCAAAAUCUGUAGAUAAAACGGAGGACGUGAAAAAACUUCCUAUAAUAAAUCCUUUAGUUCGAUUGCCUAUGUGGCCAAAUGUAAGUGGAGGAGCUGGUCUCAUCAGUCAAGUUUUAUUGGCAAAUGCAGACGCUCUAUGUGCACCGGUAUCGCCAUUAAUGGAUCCAGAUGAAACAUUGAUGGAAGGCUACUUUGAACGAUGUGUCAUGAACAAUUACUUUGGUAUUGGCAUAGACGCAAAGAUUAGUCUCGAUUUUCACAAUAAGAGAGAAGAGCAUCCUGAGAAAUGUCGCUCGCGUGCUAAGAAUUAUAUGUGGUACGGUGUUUUGGGCUCUAAAGAGUGGAUACAGAAAACUUAUAAAAAUCUUGAGCAGAGAGUUCAAUUGGAGUGCGACGGUCAAAGGAUACCAUUGCCGUCCUUGCAAGGAAUUGUUGUAUUAAAUAUACCGAGUUUUAUGGGCGGUACAAACUUUUGGGGAGGUACAAAGGAAGGGGAUCUAUUCUUGGCACCAUCAUUCGACGACCGUAUAUUGGAAGUAGUUGCGGUCUUCGGAUCUGUUCAAAUGGCUGCUUCGCGGCUCAUAAAUUUGCAGCAUCACAGGAUAGCUCAGUGCCAAACAAUCCAAAUUAAUAUCUUAGGAGAAGAAGGUGUUCCUAUACAAGUCGAUGGGGAGGCUUGGAUUCAACCACCUGGUGUUAUAAAAAUUAUACACAAGAAUCGCAUGCAGAUGCUUUAUAGAAAUAGGGCACUUGAAACCUCAUUGAAAACGUGGGAAGAGAAACAGCGCAGUACAUUAAGCGCUCAAUCUUCUUCUAUAAAUAAUGCAUCGCAAUCCAGACCACAAUUGCAACUUUGCAAUAAGCCUCCUCAGUUGAACGAUGAAGAAUUAAAUAUCUUAUUAAGUUUUAUUGAAACUGUAACGACCUUGGUCAAGUGGGUAAAACUGCUGAUUAUAUCCCAUCCGACUCUGGAAAGAGAUCUGUACCAAGUAGCCUCGCGAACAGCAUACGCGCUUGAACAAGUACAUCCCAAUGGUAAAAUCUUACAAGGGGUAAGCCUGAGACCCAUGGUAACUGAAUUGGUAUCAAGCGCACGGCAAUUGUAUGAAGAAUCUUGUGAAUUACUGCGCGAUAAAGCACAUAAUUUGAAAUUACGAGAAGAUUUAGAAAACAAGUUAUCUGUAUCUCUAGCUCAAAUGGAACAGCAAUUACGAAAAUGUACCUUUGAUGAAGGAGGCACAGGGCUGGUUUAUUUGCAAAAUAUUCCCGCAGAUGAUCAGGGAGAUAAAAAAAAUCGUCAUCGAGGGUUAUUUUGGUUGAAGUGUCGUCGCAUUGCUGGCAGCGCGGGUCCGGCUCGAGAUCUGGUUACUACUUGGGGAGUUCCGGAGGUCUGUGCGUGGUUGGAAAAUCUGCGACUGGCAGAAUAUACGGAGAAAUUCGUUGCUCAUGAUAUACGAGGUAGAGAACUAUUAACUCUAGCUCGUCGAGAUCUAAAAGAGUUAGGAAUUACAAAGGUUGGACAUGUGAAACGUAUUUUACAAGCCAUAAAUGAUUUGAACAACUGAGUUCAGGUCAUGUAAGAUGUUAUCUCGAAGAGAGUGUAUUCCUCUGUCUCGUUAAUUGUAUUAACGUUUUAGGGCAAGAAAAUAUCUAUUUUCUAUGAAUUUAUUUCGUUUGUAUAUUCUUGCUAUAAAACGUUAUAAUUCUCGAAUGACACUGUGGGGAUUAAAUGGAAGAAAAUGUUGAAAUCCAUCUAAUGUUACUGCACGGAAGAAGACUAUUUUACUUGUUACUGUAUAAUAAAUUCAGCUUUACAUUUAUGAGUAGUCUUUGUAUGGAAGGAAACCAUUUUGCCUAUGUCAAAUUCUUUAUUAAAAUAUAUGCGAAAUGAUUUCUUUCGAUAUAAAGAAACUACACAUAAGAGCGAAGCUGAAUUUGUUAUGCACUAACAAAUUU